UGUAUUAGAGACAACCUUGUGCUUGGUCACAGUCCUUUCCCAAGCAGCCUUACACACACUAUUUAAGGAGAGAUGUGUGUUUUGAAUUUUUUGUUUUGUCUCAAAAAGUGUGCUAGAGGUUGACUGGGGGUAAGAUUUUACUGGACAACUUCUUCAAGACAAUCUUUGCAGAAUCUGAAAAGACAACCGAGAAAGGAUUGAACAGUUCAUGCGGUUGUUCUGCUGCUCUGAAUUGAGAAAAACAUUGUGUUCUAAACAAAGGACAUUUUUUUCUCCCCGAGGCUUGCACAGAGUCAUGCUGCUGUUCCUGGCCUCUCUAUUUGCCCUAUCUAGUGGCAUUCUGUCUCUAGACGAACUCAACAUGUGCAUGAAUGCAAAACACCAGAAAGUGGAGCCAGGCCCUGAGGGAGCACUCUUCCAUCAGUGUGCUCCCUGGAGUGACAAUGCAUGUUGCACUGCGAACACCAGCGAAGAGGCCCACAACGACUACUCCUACCUGUACAAUUUUAACUGGAACCACUGCGGUGCUAUGAGCUCCAAGUGCAAGAAACAUUUCAUCCAGGACACUUGCUUCUAUGAGUGCUCGCCACACUUGGGACCUUGGAUACAACCGGUGGAUCAGAGCUGGCGUAAGGAGCGCAUCUUGAAUGUGCCUCUUUGUAAGGAGGACUGUGAACAGUGGUGGGAAGACUGCAAGGACGAUGUCACGUGCAAGACUGAUUGGCACAAAGGAUGGGACUGGAGCUCCGGUACUAACAAGUGUCCUGCAGACAGUAAAUGCAGAAAAUGGACUGACGUCUUUGCAACACCUAAAUCCAUGUGUGAACAAGUCUGGUCCUAUUCUUACCUUUACACCACCUAUACCAAAGACUCUGGCCGCUGCAUGCAGCUCUGGUUCACUGGAUCAAACCCCAACAAGAAGGUGGCUGAGUACUACCUGAAUGCUGCUCAGCGGGGGCAAAGUUUUCCUGUGUUUAUGCUGCUCUUCCUGUCUGUCAUCUUGUUUUUUUGCAACAAUGUUCUAGCAUGACACCUUUGGCACAUCCUACAUCAUAAGCUAAUUAAAGUUGUUUCUAACACA
Molecule: messenger RNA, 1081 nt
Organism: Girardinichthys multiradiatus
Lineage: Eukaryota; Metazoa; Chordata; Actinopteri; Cyprinodontiformes; Goodeidae
Gene: folr
Product: folate receptor
Exons: 7
Coding region: 209-1030 (273 amino acids)
Cellular component (GO): external side of plasma membrane
Molecular function (GO): signaling receptor activity
Source: RefSeq, a predicted model, not a curated record